AUGAGUAUUUACUUUGCUGUUUAUGGAUGGACAGGAUUGAAGGAGGAGGAAAUAAAGAUAGAGGUAGAAGAUAGUAGAGUACUGAGAGUGAGUGGAGAAAGGAAGAAAGAAGAGGAGAAGCAUGGAGAUCAGUGGCAUCGAAUUGAAAGAAGUUAUGGCAAGUUCUGGAGGCAAUUCCGUCUUCCUGAUAACGUUGAUUUAAACCAAGUUAAAGCCAAGCUCGAAAAUGGGGUUCUUACUAUUUCUGUUGCCAAGCUCUCCCCUGACCAACUCAAGGGUCCUAAGAUGAUAAAUAUUGAUGACCAUACCGCAGCUACAGUUCCUCUUACCGGAGGGGAAGGGAAACAUGAAUUCUGA
This is a messenger RNA of Papaver somniferum (opium poppy), 357 nucleotides long. RefSeq names its product 22.0 kDa heat shock protein-like. The transcript has a single exon. The coding region runs from base 1 to 357 and encodes 118 amino acids. Gene Ontology annotation, biological process: protein folding; response to hydrogen peroxide; response to heat. The record is from RefSeq and is a predicted model, not a curated record. Lineage: Eukaryota; Viridiplantae; Streptophyta; Magnoliopsida; Ranunculales; Papaveraceae.